Messenger RNA from Lucilia sericata (common green bottle fly), 9318 nucleotides. Its product is annotated as golgin subfamily B member 1. The record is from RefSeq and is a predicted model, not a curated record. Gene Ontology annotation, molecular function: molecular adaptor activity. Gene Ontology annotation, biological process: signal transduction. NCBI's taxonomy places the organism in Eukaryota, Metazoa, Arthropoda, Insecta, Diptera, Calliphoridae.
ACAACAUUGUUGCGCCCACGUUGGCAACAUAUAAAACAACAACACAACAGAAACAACAACAGCCACCAUUAAUAGCAACAACAACAACAACAGCGGGCGCCAAUCAACAAACCCCCAACUCAGAUACAAAUCAAAUAGAAGAACAUCUGUUGGUGGUGAAUAGUGCUGCUGCUGAAACAUCUUCUCUAAAUAAUAUAGAAUUUAUACCAACAUUAGAAUUUGUUGAUACAACAACAACUUGUGUUAAAUACGAUCAUUUGCAACAAUGUUUAGAAACAUGUUUACAAGUUGUUGAGGAAAUACCAAAACAGCAACAGCAUGUUUCGACAAACACAACUACAGCAACAAAUUCUGCUCAAACAUUUACAGUUGAAAGAACUUUUAGUGAUCGAGAGCAACAACAAGCAGAGCUAUCACUAUCUUCUUUAAUAGAUACCAGUGAUUUGUUACAGCAGGAGGUCCCACAAUUUAGUCUUACAGACACUGCUUCAUUUACAACGUACUUUGAUGAACCAACAUCCUCCAUAUCACUCGGCAUAAUGGAGACGACUACACAAUCAAAUAAAUCAUUAAGCGAACAGAGAUCUACCACAGAUCAUAUGCCGGCCUCCACAACGCCAACAACUACAACGAAAAAUACAACAUCUGCAGCCACAACAGCAACAACUACCGGUCAAAGUAAUGUGCCACAAAGUUUAGCAAAUCCUAGUUUAAGUGAAACCGCCGAUGAGGAAGAAGAGAUCGAGGAAGAAAUCGAAGAGGCCUUAGAGAUGAGUGAGGAACAAGAUUAUAGUAAUUCCCUGCCGGGUACCAGUAAGAAACAACCUCAAAUGCAACAAUUAUUUGGCAUAGAAUUGUCGGAAAGUUCCAGUGAGGAAUUGAGAGUUCUAAAGGAACAAAUGAGUAAAAGUAAAAGUUUAAAAAGUGAAACAGAAAGCGAUCAGUUUAAAAUCGAUGAUGAUCAAUUGUCGGGCGGUAAAUUGGCUCAACAUUUUGUAAUAGCUGAAGAGGAUAGCGAUUUUUCAGGUGAUAUAGAAUUGCCCUCGGGAAAGAGAUUAGUGCAUUCAAAACAUGAGUCCUCUGAGUUUGAACAUGAAGUUAAUGUUUUAUCGGGAGGCCAGGAAGAAGAAGAGCAAAGUUUAGCUAAUCAAUCUACUGCAGAUGAUGUGUCUGAAUUGCAGGAAGAGGCUAAGCUGGACAGUGAAGUAUUAACACAAACAAUGACGGAACAUAGAACAACGGAAACCUCAGAUCAGGAUUUGCCAACAAGUGGACCUAAAGAAAUGUUAAAGAGUUCGGUAACACAGGAAAGUUAUAACACAAAUGAAAGUUCAAAAGCAGGAGCUUUAGUUCAAGCAGAUAAUUCCAAAGAAUUGUCUAAAUCCAAAGAACUGUCCAAUUCCAAAGAAUUAAACAAUUCCAAGGAUACUUCUCUAACACCAGCCGAAGCUAAAACAGAAAAUGCCAAAAGUGUAGACGAGGAAAAACCUCCAAUGUUGAAAACUUUACGACCAGAAUUUUUUGAAAAUCCCAAUAUUAAACCUUUAUCGGGAGCUUCAUCCCUGCACAGUGAAAAAGAUCAUUCCAUUGAAGAAAUAAUGGCUUCUAAUCAAUCACUAGAAAUGACAUUCGAGGUGGAGGAGUUAUUUGAAAAGACUUUGCAGUCAGAAAUGAUCACCGAUUUAGAUGAUAGUUUGCCGGAAUUGGAGGAAAAGCCUACUACUUCCAAACAAGCUGAAAAGGAUCUUAAGAACCAAAUCGCCAAAUCUCUGCCCUUAAAAGAACAUCAAGCCAAAAUUGAGCAGCUGCAAGAGCCUUGGUCUACUUUACAAAUCAAUACUAAAGAGGAGGAUGAUGAGGAGACAUCUUUACAGUUAAUGAAACUAAGAAUAAUGGCCAUGAAAAUACAACCCAAGGAAAACAACAUGCAAUUGUCUCCAACAGGAGAACCUUCAGGUCCUAUAGAUAACAGUCAAAUUAAGGCAAUGGAACGGAUAUCCUUGGUAGACUUCGCCAAAGAUGUUUUAGAGGAUAUUACAGAGGAAAGUGAACGUAACUCUUUGUCUACCCAGGAUGAACAAAAUUCUUUAACCCAUGAAAAGUCGGGCACUUUAACCUCAAAAAGUGAAAGCAAAACUAACAACAAAAAUGAUAAUACCAAUUCCACGGUCAGUUUAAAUAUGAUACAAAUGCUGGAGCAAAAGGUGGGAGAACUGCAGCAAAUGUUGGCCAACAAGGAUGCCUGUCUGGCUUCUUUGAAUCUACAGCUGGAGCAUAGUAAUAGGAGAGACUCACAAACUAAUAACAAUUCAUCUGAAUUAUUGGGUUCUGGCAGAGAUUCCAGUUCUCUGGUAACCAAUUCCACAGAGUAUCGAACAUUUCAGGAAGAUUUUGGACAACCGACCAUGGACAUUUAUAUGGAGUUAAGCAAACGUGAUGAGUUAAUAGCUAAACUCAACGAUUCCCUGCAGCAGUCACUCUCUAUACGAGAACAUUUACAAACUGAAUCGGAGAAACUUAAUCAUGUCAGUUUACUGCGUAAACAACUGUCGGAAGCCAUGGAAUCUUGCAAAAAAUCCUAUUGGCCGAGAGAUCAAGAAAGUAAUUAUGGACAAAGAAUCUCGGAAAUUUCCAUGGAUUUGGUAAGUGAAUCAGAUGAUGUAGAUCGUCUUUAUCUCACCGACAAUGAUGAGAAAAUGUCACGCAACUCGCGAGAAAGACAACUAUCUAUGCCCCGGCAAUAUGAUUAUCCCACUAGUGAUGUGGAAAUGCCUUGUGAUUCUACCGCUUUUAGUAAACAGAUAGAACAAUUCCAAAAGUAUUUAACACCCAGUGAAGUGCGUCUCUUUUUUAUGGUCCAAAAAAAAUUCGAUGAUUAUUUGUGUCAAGAAUUGGAAAAAUGUAAAAUGAAAUAUGAUCAGGUUAAAAUCAUAAUGGAUCAAUGGGAUACUGAAAAACAUGAAAAGGAUCAUGAGAUUCAAAAGUUAAUUCAACAAAAACAAGAAAGAGAAGCUAAACACAAUCAGGAAAUGGAGGAUUUAAGGAAAUAUUUUGAAACCAAAUGUGCCGAUCUGGAAAAACAAUAUUCCGAUGAUGUUUUCUCUCAAAAAUCUCAACGUCAUGGCAUGAGUUCUUCCUCCGCCUCAGAAUGUUCAGAUCAGGAGCAAUUGCCGGAUGAUUUUAAAAUAGUUAUACCCUGCAAAUCUAAAGAAUCUUCACCACGCAAACGUUCAAAAGCUGAAUUAUUGCUAAGUCCUUCUCAUCGUCAAAUGACUCCAGGUAGUGAUAAUUAUAAUGAUGAUUUAGCAACGAAUCAGGGAACUCAAUUGGCCUUGGAAAUAACCGAAUUAAAGACAUUUUAUCAAAAUAAAAUUCAUGAAAUUCAACGUUCCCAAGAGGAGAAUAUUAAGAAAUUAAGUGAUCGCCUCAAGUAUUAUGAAUCUCGUUAUCCCGAAGAUGAGUUUAUGUCAUCAAAUACUAAAAAUUCCACCCUGAAUUCGACCCACGAGACCACAGCGACAACCAAUACGGAAGAUUUAACACAAAUCACCGUACGUAGUCUAAAUCAAACUCCCCAACAACAAAGCCUGCCAAAUGAAGGGGCCUCAGGAACACCGUUCCUUAGCAAUAAUAACAAUAAUAACAAUUCAUUGAUCAUAAUCGAUCAAGAUGAAUUGAAUGGUAGUAAUGAGGCCCAAGUGAUACAAAUCAUUGAUGAAUAUGAAAGACGUUUGCAAGAACAAUUGGCAUUGGCUAGAGAAGAUAUUGUACAUGAGCUGGAACAGCAGAUACAGACAUUAUUAUCGGAAUCAACAACAGAUGAUCAACAUUGGCCCAAAGAAUUAAUAUUAUUGAGAGAGAAAUUUACGGCUAAAAGUCAAUUGGAAAUUGCACAAUUACAAAUUAAACAUGCUGAUGAGAUGUCUCGCUUAAAGCAAGACUAUGAAAAACAACUAAAUCGCAAGAACAAACGUCAUUCUACGUUUGAUUCUGUACGCGAUUUUGACAAACUACUCAGUGAACGUGACAGUUUGCGUGAGUUGUCAAAAGCUUUCAGACAAGUACUCUCUGAAUUGCUGAAGUGUGUAGCUAACUGUGAAAAUGAUAUAACUGAAAACUUAGCUGAAGAAGUACAACGUCUUUUAUCCUGUAAUCGUACCCUAGAAGAACAUGCUCUGGAAGACUUUACCCUUAAUUCCUCCCUGAUAAAUGAUACUUUAAAUACCAGUAAAUUACGUAUGAUACCAGAUGUACAAAGUCUGCUGGAAGUAGUAGAAGAUCCUAGUUUGGUGCAGUAUGUUAGUGAGAAAAAUGCUGAUAUUAGUGAAGAUUUUGAUCUUAAAGAUUGUUUAGAACGUUUAAGAUCAGAAGCUUCUUUCCUGUUGCAUUUAUCGGAGGAAGUAGUAAAGAAACAUGACAGCAAAGAGAGAAGAGAAAGUUUCUCUAGUGAGCGUGAGAAACAUGAUAGUGAACAAGAGGAUGGUUUGAAAAUGCAACAACAACGUAAAUUUAUACGUGUUAAUUCGCUAAAUGAACAACAAUUACCCACUCACCAAUCUUCUCUCAUACAACAAGCUCAAAAUCUUACUUCUCUACCACCCGAUCUAAAUAAAUUCUAUUUGGAUAAUAACUCCUGCAGUACUAAUAAUGCCUCUGAAUUGAAUUUCCAAUUGGUAGAAUUAAAAAAUCGUUUGGUUAAAUCUGAAAAUGAUCGUUUGCGUCUACAACAAGAAUUAGAUCAUACCAUAUCACGUAACUCAGAUUUGGGACAAGAACUGCAGCAUUUAAGAGAUCAAUUGUCACAUUUAAGUUCUUUAAAUAAUGUAGAAUAUAAUGAAGGUUAUGGCUUGGGUUCCAUGAAAUCUCCUCAACGUUUAUCUCACUCCGAACAUUCUUCCUCCAGUUUUGCUUUGUUGCAGGAAAAGGCCAGAAAUAUUCUAUCGACUCCUACUCAGAAACAACAGAAUAAUGAUUCUACUGUCCAGCUACUGCAAAUGAUUGAAGAUUUUUGCCGUGAGGGUGAUAAAGUGGUGGAAUGCAGUAAAAAAGAUCGUGAAGAUUUACAGUCCCAGAUUAUAACGGCCGAUAAGCAAUUAAAGGCCACACGCCAAUUUCUGGAUGAACAGGCCGCUGAACGUGAACAGGAACGUGAUGAGUUUAUGAAGGAAAUCGAAAAUCUAAAAGCUCAAUUAAGGGAUAAAGAAAAAGAACGCAGCUCCUAUGCAAAUGCCUCUGAGGAGGUUGAGAACUUGGAAACACAAAUCCGUGAUUUGACUCAAAAACUGCAAGAAUCGUCUACAAAACGUGACAAAUUUGAGGUUGAAUUGAAAGCUUCCAUCGAUAAGAUCUUUGUAUUGCGUGAAAUUAUUUCAGACCUCGAGACCCAAGUGGAAACUAAGGCACUCAAUGAACAUGUCAUGGGUGAAAAGGUUAAGCAAUUGGAGGAAUUCAUCAACACACAAUCACGCUCCAAUGAAACCCUCCAGAGUGAAGUACAACGUCUUAAAACCGAAAUAGAACAAAACUAUCAGGUGCACAUCAAUCAGUUGGAAGAAAAAUUGCAAAAUAUACGUCCCUCAGCCGAACAAAGUAUCAUUAUGGAUCAAGUGGUAGAACAAUUGCGUGACAUUGAAAAUACCCUCGAGCAAAAAACUAAAAAUCUCGAAUCCAUACAUUCAAAUACAAAUUCUUGCAGUUUAAGUAUAACUGAAGAUGUUUCCGUACAUGGUGCGGGUAAAGCGACACAAUCUCUUCUAACCACUAUAGUAACACCACCACAGGGUUCACCAGUACAUCCCUCACCACGCCAGCAUUCUCUAACCAUGGAGGGUGUUCAGCGUGUGGUGGAUAAAUUGUCGAAACACUCAAGAGUAGAAGAGGCAGCUGUUAAACGUAUAAGAGAUUUAGAAAUGCAAAUACAACAAAUGAGAACAGCAUGUGUGGAACUUCAGCAUGAGCGUGAAUCGCUGCAAGAGCGCAUGUCAGAACAAACACAGCGCAUCUCUGCUUUGCAAUCACGCCUCGAAGAGCAACGUCAACGUGCCGAAGAACUGCAACGCUCGAACACUUCCGAUCUCAAUAUACGCAUACAUGAUCUGCAAAAUGAAUUGCAGAAUCUGCGUGAGACACUCUCCAAUCGUGACAAACAAAUUGCCACCAUGAAACAGCAAUUGGAAAAGAGUAAAAUGGCUAUAGAUCGUUUAGAAGCUGAACUGGCGGUAGAGCAGCAACCUGAUCGUAGUGCUUUAGAGAGACUGGAAAAUGAACUGAAACAAAAGCAGGCAGAAAAUCAAAAGCUUAAGGAUAAAAUCAAAAAUGAAAUGAUUAACAAAUUGGCUUUGCCCGAUCUAAUGGAAACUAUGUUGGCGGAUAAAAAUGAAGAGAUUGACCAUUUGAAGGAACAGCUGGAAAGCAAAGAAAAGGAAUUGCAAUCGGUAUUGGAUAUAAGUCAAGCUUCUUCAGUGGGCGCAGCCAAAAAACCCGAAGAGGCUAGCACUAAGUUAAGUGCUAGGACACUCAGUGAUAUAGUUUCUAUAACAGAAUUUGAUGAACCCGACGUGGUGCGUAGAGCAGCGGCCCAUAAUUUAACUUCUCCUCUUUUGCUGCCAGAAGGUAGUGGAGGAUUUUUACACAAUACCAUGGAAACAUCUAAAGGAGUAGUGGCUAAUUUAACGCACAAACGUACCGAGGAUUUGUCAGGUUUUACUACUUUACAACAGGUUAAUACCUUCGAUCAUCCUCACUACUUCCAAGAUCCCAAUAUAUUGGGUUCUGCCCAAUCAGGAGCCUCUGUAACGCCCGCAUUAGUGCCAAGACAAAUCAAUUUCUCUGCCAUGACCGAAGAUUCAAAAUUGAAAACUCCCAAUAAUUUACAAACUCCGGAUAGUAAACAAACUCCUCAGGAAUAUCUAGAGGAUAAAGAGAAUUUGGAGCAGGAAAUCAAAGAGCUUAAGGAUAAGAUCCAGCAUUUAGAAAAGGAAAAAGAGAAGAGUGCUGAUUAUUUGCUUUCUUCCCAACUAAGAUUGACCAAUCUGCAAGAUGAGCUGGCCAAUAGCCAAAAAGAAUUGUUGAAUCUGCAGGCGGAGAGUUUGAGAAAUUACCAAGAAAGUGAGGAGACGCUGGUCAAACGUUUAAGAGAAAUGGAAGAGAAAUUGCUGAAAAAUACCGAAAAUGAAAUGAAGGAAAGAGAAAACCUAAGAAAGGAGCUGUUGGUCAUUAGCGAGUCCCAUGAGCAGUGCAAAUAUGUGCAAAGAGAUAGCGAGGAUCGCAAAAAACAAAUCGAAUUACUAAAUCAAGAAAUUAAAACCAAAGAUGAGAGACUUUUAACUUUAAGCACUAAACUCUCCAUAGCCGAGGAUACCAUAGGAGAACUGCAAAUACAAAUCACUAAUUUGGAAAAAGAUGUGGAGAAACUGAAACAGCAAAACAGCGACAAUAGUUCCAAACAGUUCUCCGUGGAUGAAAUUGCACAACAGGUGGAGAAAGAGUUGAAUUACUCGGCCCAAUUAGACUCGAAUAUAUUAAAGGCCAUAGAAAGUGAGGAAGAGAAUAAUCUAGAUCGCUCGCAUCAAGAGAAAACGGUGGUUAAUGAGCAUCCCGGAACAACAGACGAUGAAAACUUUACGGGAGAACGUGAGUUGCUAAAUCAAUUGGAGGCUUUGAGAGCACAAAUCUCAGUGGAGAGAGAACAUGCUGAAGACAUACGGCAAGAAUUGCUAUUAGAGAAGCAACACUCUCAAGAAGUACAAGAACAAGAUGUAGUGAUCAUAGAGGCCAUGCGUAAACGUUUAGAGUCGGCCUUGGAACAGGAAGAUGAACUGCACAAACAGUUGGAUAUCGAAAGAGAAAGAUGUGAACGUUUACAGACACAGCUGACCACACUACAAAGAACCGAUAGUCGUCGAAAUUCUUCACUUUUGAAAUCACCCACAGAAUCGCCACGCAAAUCCCCCAGAUCACUCAAUGACUUUGAAUCUGAACUAGCCGAUCGACUAAGAAGUGAAAUUAAACUAUUAACUGCCCAAAAUGAAAGAGAACGUGAGAGAUGUGCUGAUCUGCAACGCAACACCGAAAGAGAACGUUCACGUUAUGAAAAGGAACUGACCGAGAGAAUCGAAUAUUGUGAAAAACUUAAGCGUGAAAUGGAUAAAGUGGCACGAGAUAAAGAUAAUGCUGAAAUGGAAAUUGAACAUUUACAGGAACGUUUAACUCUGCAAACUCAAGAAAUUGAAUCCUUGGAAGCACGCAUAGCUAGUCUGCAGGAAGCAGAAACUCGCCGCUUUACACGCAAGGAAAAACAACACAAAGAAUAUGCCCAAAUGAUGGCCGAAAUACAAGAACUGAAAACCCAAGUAUAUUCUCUAGAAGCUGAGAAGGAAGGACUCAACAAAACCAUCAAUCAACUGCGUUUUGAUGUGGAAAGAUCUGCACAAAGAGAAGUCAAAUUAGCUGAGGCUUUGGCCAAUGCUAACCAAAAUCUGGCCAUGCGUGAGGGACAAACCACGGUGCCGGAACAAUUUCUACAGAAAAUGAAAGUCAAUACUCUGCUGGCAGAAAAUACUCAAGAGAAUAAACAAAUGGCUGAGACAGUACAAUAUUUGGUCGAGGAACGUCGUCAACUGCAAAGAAAAUGCGAAGAGCUGGAAUCUCAAUUGAGUGGCUCGGCCAGUGUUAGUGAGCUAGAGGAGCGCUGUAACCACUUACUAGGACGUUAUUUACGCGUGGAAUCACAUCGCAAGGCUUUAGUUUAUCAAAAACGUUAUUUGAAGAUUUCGCUACAAAAUUACCAGGAUAGUGAGCAGAGAGCUUUGGCAGCUUUCAAUGGUGGUCAUUUGUUGCAGAAUACAAAACCGAAAAGAAAUUAAAGUAAGUUGGAAAAUGGGAAGGAUUUUUGGACUGUAGCCUUGGCUAUUAUUGCCAUACAACGCAUGAAGUAUAUAGGACGUAUUUGGCAUACUGGUAAACGAAUUGUCUCCAAGUCAGUAUUUACUAUAAACACAACAAAAACGUUCCCAACCACCGACCAUAAGUUGUGCAGCUAUAACCUCCACCUCACCCACUCCUCAUCAAAUAAAUGGCCAACAACAUCAGCAUCAAUAUCAGCAGCAGCUGCAAACACAACAUCAUCAUCAGUAUCAUCAACAGAAUCUGAAUAGUCCUUUGAAAUUAUUGGAACGUCCCUAUGCUCCCUUAAAAACGCCUACAUUAUUGAAUGGCAAUCGUACACCCAACUCGGCCUCAUCCUCCUCAACCUCAACAGCCACAGCAUUUGAAUGGCCCCGAGUGACUGUUAAUAAAAUGAAUAAGAAAACAUAAUCA